Biomphalaria glabrata is the source of this 1131-nucleotide messenger RNA. RefSeq lists its product as uncharacterized. Lineage: Eukaryota; Metazoa; Mollusca; Gastropoda; Planorbidae. The coding region runs from base 153 to 917 and encodes 254 amino acids. The record is from RefSeq and is a predicted model, not a curated record. The transcript is spliced from 2 exons.
CGCGAAUACAGCUGUUAGCGACAUGCGCAGUGGCUGGGGUAAUUAGCGAGGACUAGGUAGGGACAGCGUAUAUAAGUGUUGACACUUUACUCAAGUGACCACCAACCUUCCAAAAGGAAAGAAGAAGCCCUUGACUGUUAACAAAUUACAACAUGGCUUCCAAAAUUGUUCUUCUCCUUGCAUGCUCCAUCGCAAGCUCAUUUGCCAACUAUGCAGGCCUUGGAGGUUACGGCGGUGGUCUAGGAUAUGGCGGUGGUCUUGGAUACGGCGGCGGUCUUGGAGGUGGCUUGGGAUACGGAGGCGGUCUCGGAUAUGGCGGUGGUCUAGGAUAUGGCGGUGGUCUAGGAUACGGCGGUGGUCUUGGAGGUGGCUUGGGAUACGGAGGCGGUCUAGGAUAUGGCGGUGGCCUAGGAUACGGUGGCGGUCUCGGAUACGGUGGUGGUCUAGGAUACGGCCUUGGUGGAGGUCUUGGAAGCGGUUAUGGUGUUGGUGCUGGUUACGGCCUUGGCGGAGGUUACGGAGCUGGAGGCUACAACGGCCUCAAUUCUGGUUACGGACUCGGCGCCGGAAACUACGGAGCUGGAGGUUACGGAGGCGGCUACGGAGGCGCUAACGGAUUCGGAGGAGCUGCCGGCUACGGGGGCGGUAAAACCGGAGGCCACUCCAGCGGAUUCAAGAGCAGCUCCAGCUCAAGCACAUCUGGCUACUCCUCAGGCGGAUACGCCAACGGCGGAGGCGGCUACGCCAACCUCGGAGGAUUCAACGGAGGUGCCGGAUACGGUGGUGGAUCUGGUGCUUACGGUUCCGGCCUUGGAGCUUACGGAAACCUCGGAGCCGCCAACGGUUUCGGAGCCGGAGGUAACUACGGUGGAUACGGUAACUACGGAGCCGGAGCUGGUCUUGGUGGUUUUUACUAAACAAGAAACAACAACAACAACAAAAACCCAACAAACUUUUCCUAAAUAAAAACUUAGACACUUUACACAAAGAGCUAUUGCGUCAUCAAACAGGAAGUAGAAUGAAUGACAAAUGAAUUAUUUGCUGUGUUGAAGGUUGACGUCACAUUUCGCCAUGGAACACCAACUCACGAAACAUACAUAGAAGUGGCUAAUAAAAUGUGGUUGAAAAGUA